This is a messenger RNA of Phytomonas sp. Hart1, 3174 nucleotides long. The record is from the annotation of a GenBank genome assembly. Lineage: Eukaryota; Euglenozoa; Kinetoplastea; Trypanosomatida; Trypanosomatidae.
AUGCUCAAUAUAAAUGCAAAGUCUUUUGUUCCACCAGGAGCAAUUUAUUCACCACUUUCUUCCAGAAUUGAUAUAGUAUUUUAUCAGUAUCGCAUUGAUGUUCCACUGCAAAAGACAACGGAAUUAUCUUCAACCGCCAAGGUUCAAAACCUCUAUUCUUUAAUUUUCUCUAAAGAUAUGGUCGCUGUUCGUGGAGGUCUUGACGAAGAGAGCCUCUACUAUUUUCUAAGCACAAUCUUUAUGUCAGCAACAAAUGUUCCAUACCUAGAUGGUAAUACAAUGCAAGGAUCAGGAUUUUUAUUGUCGCGGCGAAUUCUCAGUCUUCAUGCUGAUGUAAAAAAUAUUAAUAUUCUAAAUAAUGCUCCUGGCUAUCUGGUUCGCCUCAAUAUAGCUGGAUAUUUUGGCUUCAAUGGGUCUGUUCUCAUCAGUAACAUGUGGAAAUCUUUUUUUGAUAAAAUUUGCAGUGAUCCUAAAUUCAUUUCGAUGGGCUACGUCAGAUCCUUAGUUGGUUUAAAUAAGGGUUAUAUAGGUGGAACCUAUCACCACUAUUUUUUUGCUGCAUGUUCGUCUUUAGAUGCAGUUCGAAAAAUUCAAGAACAACUACUCAAAGACUCUAGUCUGCAACCUUUACGUGUUCUUCCUAUUUCGUCGAUUAUUCCUUUUUUAUGUGGGCCUAAAAAUCCUCUCGGUAUUGUGAUUACAAUAGGAGAGAAUGCUAGAGAAAAAUAUCUUGAAGGCUCAGUAUCCGAUUUUUCUUUGGAAAUGGAUUACUUUGUAAACGAUCCUGAACGCACGCGUCAAAGUCUUGAAACUUUUGAAAAAUCAUAUUUAUUUAUUUUAAAUGGCGAUUGCAGAUGGGAAAAAACCUAUGUGGCUCAUCUUUACAUAAAUCCAAUUAUUUCUCAAAAUGACGAUAAUUUCCAAAUUUGUGAUGUACUGCGUUAUAUCGGGAAUCUUUGUGCUGACACUGCAACCACCAUCAUCGGUGUUUCGUUCAGCAGACUUGAUUUGGUUCCUGGAAGUUAUGAGCUCAACAUGUUAAAUAAGAAAGCACCAUUUUUUGAAAAUGCGUCUUUUGACGAAAUUAUGGAAAGACGUUAUUCUUUUGAUACCGUUAAUUUAAUCUAUCCUCCGAUCCCGCAAAGUAUUUGCGGGUCAAUGCGCAGUUCAACAUUUAUGUCGGCUGUUAAUGCUAUCCAUACUUUCCGCCUUAGUGGUUUGACAAAAUUACUAAAGGAGAAGUUGCUUACUCUCACGACUCUUCAAGAUGCGGCGGAUCACUUUGCAAAUCAUCUUUUUUUUGCAAGGUGCAAAUCACUUGGCACUCCAAUUUUAUUAGGUACAGAUAAUGAUGGAAAUGUUUUUGGUGUCGAUCUUUGUAAAUUUAGUAUUUUUGGCUUACCAAAUGUGUUAUUAGGAGUUGCAGAACCCCUAAGGGGUUGUCUUUUUAAAGGAACAUUGACUUCAUCUCAUUAUGACAUUUUAGAAUACCGCAUUAUGAUUGAAGAUGUAUUUAUUUUCCACGGAAAAGAGGUGUAUGAUAGAAUGUUUAUUGAUCGAUGGCACUUACUAGAAAAUACAGACUUAAACGAAGAGGACUCUUGUCCGCAUGCAACUUAUAAUCAUAUUGUGGUUCUCAAAGCUGGGUAUGUCUCAAUUGAUAAAACUGAAACUUUAAUUAAAACCUUUUCAAGCGAUCAUGCAAUACAGGGUAUUGUGUUUGUUUGUGAUGAUGCUAGUGUUUCCGACAACACUAGUCCGUUUGCUUACCUAUGGAAGCCACCAGCUUCGUUGACAAUAUUUUUUACCGUAUCAAAAGUGGAAUCGGCUCCCGAAGGAGACAAUGCGAUUAAACGUGCUUUUCUUUCGGUACGAGUGGAUGAAUCUGAAAAAUCAUUUACCGAAUAUGAAGGUGAAUAUGUUGAUUUUUUUUCCGAGGCGUAUCCUGAAAUAAAAAUCGGAAGUGUUGUUAAUUGUAUUCCUCGCUAUUCAAAUGAUGGUGCCCGCUGGUGGGAUAUUCUUCGUAGCUACGAAUCUGAACUUCACAGCGUAUCAACCUAUAAGGAGGUAUAUACUCUUCUGCAAAGCCCUGGAAUUAACCAAAAAGAAAUGUUAUGGCUUUUAAAUGCUCGGUCCUACCUAUGUGAACGGUGCCACAAAGUGAAUGAUUCGGGUGAAAUGAAUCCCCAACACAAUGCUUACUGGUGUGAAGACUGUUGGAAUGAAACCGGGCAUGGAAAUUGUAUCUAUUGCGGCAUGAUUCUUGUCUUGGGAAUGCUGGAUGCGAUAAGCAAUUUUUUCUACUGUGAAGACUGCUGGAAUAUAUUUUAUUCCACAAAUACACAGGCUGAAAUAGGGUAUCAUGUGCCUCCCCCUCCGGAAGGGACAUUUAAGGAGCAAGUGAUGACGCGAUGCAUUUCCCUUCUAAUUGACAAGAUCAACCCAAAGUUUCCAACAAACGACGUUCUUGAUUUAUGUUGUGGUGGCUCAGUCGUGCGCAAGUGGAUGUUCAAUAAAACAGUACGCUAUGUCGGUGUUGAUUUGCAAGCAAGCGCAGUAGAUUCAGUACUUGAGACGAUAUCAAAUUCUUCAGAGCUUCCUCCAAAUGGUGAGUAUGACGUUAUUUGCGCUAAUGCCUUUUCGGUUGAUUUUUGGAUAUGUUCAAUUGCUAAAAUACAUCCGAGACAGUUUCAGACAAUUGCAUGUUUUAGUGGACUUCACCAUGCUUUUUCAGAUGAAAUGGUGGCACGGCACUUUAUUUCAAGUGUCGCUAGUGCCUUGGUUCCUGGUGGACUAUUUCUUGGGUUUCUGCUUGAUUCCAGUGUUUUAUAUUCUAAAGGCGAAAAAUAUGGAAACUCGGUAUUUUCCACUGAAUGGAAAGAGGGUUCUGUCCCUAGAAUUGGGCAGCGAUUCAGUAUAUCCGUGGACAAACCUUUGCAUGAAGUGGCGGUCAUUCCAAUUGAUUUUCUUGUUGCCGUUGGGUCCGAAUAUGGGUUGAAGGUGGUCUUAGAAGCCUGUCAAACUGUACGAGGACUGAUUGAAAAAGAUGCAAGCUGGACUCGGGUUCCAUCGGUGGAUGAAAAAGAAUAUUUCUGUGCGCUUAAAUCAUUUGCAUUCAAAAAGGAAAGUAACAAGCAGCUACCUUCCACAAAGAAAGCCCCCAAAAACGUUUAA